GUGUGUGACGCUAUAUCAUUGUGUUAUUCCUCCAUGUCCAGUGAAGAUGUUGCCACAUCAUCCUUAUUUCCCAUUCCUACGAGUUGGUGUUACACUUAUAUCUUAGUGUAACGGGGUGUUCUGCCCUGCUUACUAAUGGACACGGAAACUGGGGGUGCAAUGGGGCUCAAUCAUGGCCAAAGAGAAGUCACCAUGUGUCGCAAUCUGUCAAAAUAUGCACUCAUCUUCCUGUUCAUAGCGCUGUCUGGUCUAAUUUUUCUACUCCGUAACAUUCAUACUGUCGAGAACUGGAACUGCCACACCAUCUCCGCUCUCUAUCAGCUGCAGAGCCGAAUCCAGACAUCUUUCAACCCAGAGUCUUUGACCACAUUCUAUCACAACCGCACCUUCUGCUCCCACCUGGGGCAGAGGCCGUCCCCUGAAGAUGAGCUGGAAGAGCACUAUCUUCUGAACUCUAUCUCCUGGCCUGAGCACUCCCAUCAGCCUGGGUCCUUCUCUCUGCGUUUCACCACUGACCCUGUCCAGAGCCUCUUUGCCAUACUGCCCCCUAAAACAGGACGGGAGUGGCAUGUGGGGGACCAGCUGGAGAUCCUGGUCCAAGUGUAUGACUUCCAGGGACAACCCAAGCACUACGGGGGAGAUUUUAUUUUGGCUAGACUUCACUCUCCAGAGCUUGGAGCAGCAGUAACGGGAACAGUGUUGGACCACAAGAAUGGUUUUUAUUCAGCCCUGUUUUCACUCCUCUGGACUGGCACUGCGCAGGUUGAAGUAACACUGGUCCAUCCGAGUGAGGCCAUUUCCGUGCUGAAGCGACUAAGAGAGGAGCGUUCUGACAGAGUGUUUUUUAAAAGCUUAUUUCGCCUUGGAUUUCUGUCUGAGACCACUUUGUGCAACCUGUGCCUGCCCCCUGACCAGCAGCCUCUGUGUAACUACACUGACCUACACACUGGAGAGCCCUGGUACUGCUACAAGCCCAAAAUGCUCAACUGUGACUCCCGCGUCAACCAUGCCAAGGGGGGCUACGUGAAGCAUAUCAUCACUAAUAAUGAGGCACUGCUAUUCCAGAGUGGAGUUAAUCUCAAAGUUCACAUUCAUGCUUCAGGCCCAGACAAAAUCAAUGUCCUGCCUCCACUCAAAGACAAAACUGUGAUUGAAAGUGACACUCUAAAUCCAGAGCCAACAACAACAGGCCCUUCUGGUUAUUACUAUGACGACAACUGGAAGCCACUAAAUGGGUUUAAAAUAAGAGAAUUCAAUGAUUCCACCGUCGCCACUCAGUGUCUGACGAACAAAAUGAUCUACUUGUACGGGGACUCAACAGUACGCCAGUAUUUUGAAUACCUAAUUGCUUUAGUACCAGAUUUAAAGGAGUUCAACCUCAACAGUCCUAAGAAUGUAGGACCUUUCAUGGCAGUGGACAGUGACCAUAACAUUCUGCUGAAGUAUCGGUGUCACGGCCCUCCCAUCCGCUUCUCCACAGUGUUGUCCAGUGAGUUACGGUACAUUUCCAACGAGCUGGACGGGCUCUCGGGAGGCCCCAACACAGUGGUGGUCUUGAGUAUCUGGGCGCACUUUAGCACGUUCCCUGUGGAGGUCUACAUCAGGCGUCUGCGUCACAUCCGGGGGGCCGUGCUCAGACUUAUGGACCGGGCCCCUGGGACGAUGGUGGUAGUCCGGACUGCUAAUCUUCAAGCACUGGACCAGGAGGUGAGCCUGUACAACAGUGACUGGUUCUCUGUGCAGCUGGACCAAGUGCUCAGAGCCAUGUUUAAGGGUAUGAACGUGCACGUGAUCGAUGCCUGGCAGAUGACACAGGCUCACCCACUGCCUCAUGCACUCCACCCUCCUCCUGCUAUUGUGAAAAACAUGAUAAACAUGCUUUUGUCUUACAUCUGCCCUGAAAAGAAAAGCCAUAUGACAUAGACUUAAUGGUCUUAAUACACUGCUAUUUUACUGUAAAACACUU
Molecule: messenger RNA, 1966 nt
Organism: Boleophthalmus pectinirostris (great blue-spotted mudskipper)
Lineage: Eukaryota; Metazoa; Chordata; Actinopteri; Gobiiformes; Gobiidae
Gene: nxpe3
Product: neurexophilin and PC-esterase domain family, member 3
Exons: 7
Coding region: 136-1923 (595 amino acids)
Source: RefSeq, a predicted model, not a curated record